AGAGAGAGAGAAAGAAACUGCUGAGAAACAUUUGACAGUUAAAGUAACACGGCCUGUGUGCGCAGGCAGAUAUACAGUUGUUGCUUUCAAGGGAUCUAUGUGGACCCAGAAGGGAAUACAACCAUCACAGCUUUGUUGACAUGAUGGACUUUCAUCUAAGAUGCAGGACAGAGUUACCUCUAAGAUGAUGGAGGACAAAGGCGAAGUAUGUCAUGUGAUGGAGGAGUGUCAGGUGGAUGUGCAGAUCAGACAAAACAAAGCUCAGCCACAGCAGGCCAACAUCAACAGACCCAACUGGUCAAAUGGUCAGUGUGUUGUGGCGAUGCCAAGCUGUUCAAUGCUCAGCCCGAGCUUUGAUCUGUCUCUGUGUCGUGCCAAACUUGAGAACGAUGGCUUUCAGAUUCCAUUAAGCGACAUGGAGGCUCCACUGAAGACAGCUCUGGACGUUCCCUCAGUCAAGAGAUACCUAGUUUUCAACUCCGCUCUCUUCCAUUUUAUAAUGGCACCGUUGCUGUAUGUGGUGCUGUGGUGCGCCGUGUUCUCCACCCUCCACCUCUAUAUCACUGUCAGUGACUACUGGGUCCUCUGCCUCUCUGUCAGCCUUGUUUCCAUCUUCCUCACCACCGCCAUCAUCUUCGUCCUCCACUACAGUAACAAGGAGAUCAACAUGAACGUAGACGUUCGGUUAAUCCAGGUGAAUGAGAGGUUGGUGAAACACAAGCUGCUGGUUGCCGUGGCUGACUGGGUGCAGUCCUGCACUGGAAACAUGAAGCUGUACUUUGUGUUCUGGGACAUGUCCCGCUGUCUGAGGGCACUGACUGAAACUUUAGAGGAGGGCAGCUUUGUGGAGAAUGACACCCAGAACAAACUGAAGAGGAAAUUGUCGCAUCUCGUUCUUGUGACUGAAGACGCAGCUGUUGACCCCGAGGUCGGAGGGUCAGAUGAGGAGCAGGACUCGAGUGAACAGAGGCCCCUGCUCGGACAUGAAGAUACUGGCUGCAGUAGCUCAUCCAGCCAGAGUGAGGGCGCCAAAGUCACCACCAACUACAGCCUCAUCCCUGAUGCGUCGUUACCUGCUCAGGCUAAAGCCUACCAGCUUUUGAUGACGUACAGCGCAGCUUAUGUGAGGCUGCUGGUGUCUGAGAGGCUAUCAGGACCGUCACACUAUCGCCUACGCCCCCGAAGGAAUCACUGCUCCACCGCCCAUCUCUGCCUCUGCCAGUACAUCAAAAAGAAGAUCCUUAGAUAACAGAAGCAGAGUCAAACCAGGAACUUUGAACUUGUGGACUACACUCUUUGAAAGACUUUUGCUUUGCCCUUGAACAGACAAACUGACAUGUAGGAGCAUUUCCUUUGGAGCAUUGUGUUGUUUUUACAUUACAUUACAUUACAGUCAUUUAGCAGACGCUUUUAUCCAAAGCGACUUACAAUCAGUAGCUCAAAGCUUAUAUUACAUAUCGUUACAUAUCAUUCACCCAUUCACACACUGAUGACAGGGCUACCAUGCAAGGUGCCAUCUGCCCAUCAGACUCUAACUAACAAUCAUACAACAUCCAGUCCAUACCGAUGGAAAGCCUUCUUGCCCAAGGACACAUCGACCUGGACUGCCGAAGCCGGGUAUCAAACCAUCGAUCCUCUGAUUGGAAAACUACCCUGCACUCCACUGCGCCACGGCCUUGUUUUAAUCAAGUCAAGGACCUGUUUGGAGCUUCACAUUCUUGAUUUCUGUCUACAGGCUCCUGUGUUGCUCUGCUCACGCCAGCUCUGUGUUUGCGCCGUUCAUUCGGUCCUAACAAUCUCUGCACUGUGCCAAACGCUGUCUGAUCCACUUGCUGUAAAACAAGAUUUGCACUUGUAUACAUGACAAUCAUGGCCUUAGUUACUGUUACAUUGUUAGCUAUUGGGAUUUACAUAAACAAAAUGUAUGAUAACAUGAUCAAAUACAAAACAUGAAUAUUAAACUAGUGGUUUCAUAUCUUUUUGGCUUUUGACCUUUUACUAAAAGUGAAAUGUCUUUGAGUUGUCAACAGUUUAUUGUUUCAUCUUAAUAACAGUUCAAGGCCCAGGGAUGUCCAAUUAUUAUUUAAAUUUACAGGAAAAGCGAAAAUGGAAAUACCACAAUGUAAAGAUACUCUGUACUUUAAGGUAUGAAAAGAAAAAAGAACUGCAUCAUUAUUAUAUUUUAUAUUCUUGGCUUUAUAUUUGUUUACGCAGCUUUUUCAUGUUUCAGUUGCUAGAUUUAAAGCGACUUUCACCUAAUUUAUAAAUGUAGUUUAAUCUGUAACAAUGUAUCGUAUUUCCUGAAUGGAUCACGUUUUGAGUGUAGAACCUGAAUUCGCAAAGUUCAGAGGACAAUAUUUAUUUGAGGUAUGUUUUUAAUGUAGUAUGAAUUAACAUUAAUUAGAAAUGCUUAAUUAAGUACCUCAAAAUUGCACUCAAGAACAGUACUACCCCAUAUCCACCACUGCAGUUGGAAUGAAGGACUUCAAGUAUUUCAAGUUGUUGUACUUUUGCUAAAGUUAUAUUUGUCUGUCUGUCUCCUGUCACCACUGCUUGGAAUUUUGACAGAAGCCGACUUCCCUUGAUGCAGCUGUGUAAUGAUGCUUAAAGCGGCUUAGCAUGAAUCAUUGACUUAAGUUUCCUGGAUAUAUCAACUGAAAUGUCAGCAACAGAAGUAUAAUCAGACUGUGUUUGUUUUUUGUGUUCUCACACCUUCACUUUUAUGUGUGUAGGUGGAUUAGAUAUCUUUAUACAUUUGUGUGUGCAGGUUGCUGGGUUUCUCACAUAUUACCAACGAUUACCCAUCAGUCCUGGUGCUGUGGCUGAGAUGACAGCCCAGCAAGAGAGCUGCAGGAUGACACAAACACACACAGCGAGACAGCAAGCGUGGCUGACCCAGGCCCAGGGGGAAGCUGGGAUUGUGUGAUGGAGGAGAGAGGCGUGCAGCGUGAGGCCAAGUUAAACGAUCUCAGAGACGCUGACUGUCCUCAGGAGGCUAAAUGGCCAUCUGCGAUCCUGCACACACAGGCUGGCUUAGCUCCCACCUUUAGUUCCUCCCUCAGACCUCUUUUCCAUUGGCCAGAUUGUUUGGUUCCAUACUUCACCUUUUCACAGAUAAGAUUUAAAUUGACUGUAAGAUAAAUCAACGUGAAAAUGUUUUCAGCUAAAAAGCUCUAAAAACUCACUUUAUAUAGACUGAAUUUCGAACUUCAAGUGAACCCAAACAUGACUCCAAAUGAAUAAUAAUGCUGCUCCAUAACUGCUGGAUGUGAAUAUAGGCAGAUGUUCGCUAAGAUGUUCACCAUAUAAACUUAGUAGGUGAUGAUAUGUCAAUAUUGUGUUCACAACAGGAGCAAAACGCAGGAGAAGAGAGAGAAAUAAGGAAAUAAAACGACAUAUUAACUGUUUUUAUGGUCCGAUUUGAAAUGUCAAAUUAAGAGUGCAGUUGUUGUAGUAUUCUCAA
This is a messenger RNA of Anoplopoma fimbria (sablefish), 3463 nucleotides long. RefSeq names its product transmembrane protein 268 (gene tmem268). The transcript is spliced from 9 exons. NCBI's taxonomy places the organism in Eukaryota, Metazoa, Chordata, Actinopteri, Perciformes, Anoplopomatidae. The record is from RefSeq and is a predicted model, not a curated record. The coding region runs from base 161 to 1249 and encodes 362 amino acids.